AUGUCGCUACUGCUCUUGAUCAUCCUGAUGUCCCCUGCUGCACAAGGUUUACACCGGGCUGAAUUUCUGAUCCAGCCUUACCGAGUUACUGUGAAGGAGGGUCGACCUGCAAUAUUUGUUUGUUCUGUAAAAGCUCGGUCACCAUUCGAAUCAGCGUCAGUCACUUGGUCGGAUAACUACAAAACAUACCAGAAUUUAGAUGCGUCUAUCUUGAUCAGCGAAGAACUGAAUUCGACAGUGGUAACCUCUAACCUCCAACUACUGGACACAAACCGCCAUUCUCGGAAAUACUUCAAGUGCACGGUAUCCAUCCGUUUCGCAGAUGGCGAAGAUGUCUCCCUAACGUCUCCUCUGGUUGGAGUAAAUGUCCAGUACUUCUUGGAGGAAACGGAUAUGGAGUGUAAAAGGUUCCCGGACCCUGAAUCGUUCUACCGAGAAAAUGAGAGAAUUACUAUCGAGUGUCAAGGUCCGAAUACGAAUCCACCUAUCACUCUUAAAUGGAUGUUGUGCAGCCAUCUGAAAUCUUCAGUUACAACCCUAUUAGGGGCACAGGACUCAACUAGAAAUGCCGACGAAACACUUAUUAGGAAUACCCUGAGAGCAAAGCCACAGCUCCAUGAUAGGGAAAUCUGCUGCAUUGCUACCAGUUCUGCCUUCGAAGGGGAACACGUCAAUUGCUCUCUAGCACCUUUUAAAGUCAUCCAUGCCCCUCGUGUAAAAGUUACGACUGACCGAGAUUCGUUGACACCUCCUAUAAUUUCAGAGACAAGACUGAGAUGCAGAGCCAAUUCCUUUCCCGAGGUCAGUGCAAUGUCCUGGUCCUGUGAUCCCCCUGACGCUUUCGAAUCAUGUGAGUCUUCCAGUCCAUAUCUGGAUGCAUCCUUGACAAUGCCAUAUCUGGAAGGUACUGAUGCAAACGUCACAGUGACAUGUUCUGCAAUGAAUAUUGUGGGUAGCGAUGAAAACACUGUUACCAUUGAUGUGAGUUACGUUGACUUGUCUUCUCUGAAGACUUGCCAAGAAAACGAAAAGAGUCCCAACUCUUCUUUGACUGCAAACGGAGAGGUCAUUGUUAAGGAGUUAGAAGAAGUCUUGGAGAAUGAUAAGGAGAAAGGACAGUCCGUAAAUAAUGAUACAAUCAUAAAUAAUCGUCUGGUCGUCGAAAGGCAAUGGAGAUCUACGAGUGAUGUCUUCCAUUGUUCAUUUCAGAACAGAAAUUACCACAUUGUCCCCAGGGUAAGUCGGAUUAUAUGGUUCGUCAACGGUUCUCGUGUCCAGUAUCAUGAUCACAAUGCUAAGGACCCUCUCGAUUGGCAAUUGGUGCUCCCUCGCAGAUCAAUUGAAAAUACCGAAAGAGAUAUGCAUGUAGUAGCAUGCGAACUAAGAAGUCUGGAGGAAAAUUACAUAGCUUCCUGCAUGUUCGACUAUUUCACUCGAGUAAACACUGACACACCAACAAUCACAACAACAACCACAACAACACCAAUAACAGCACAUAAAAUGUUGCAGACCUCUUCUGUCACAGAUGUUGAGAACAUCCCCGAGAAAAGGACGCCAACUACAACUAACUUUAUAUUAACGAAUUCUUCAAUAGCGGCAGGGCAUGACAAGGAAAAGUCAUCCACUGUAGUUUCAAAGACACAUGCAAUUGCCAUAUUGAAAGACUCUGACGAGGUGACGAGUUCUACAAGAGGGUCUCUGAAUAUGGCUUGGAUGCUGGUGGUAGCCGUCGUCGUAGGAUUUACUCUCCUUGCCUGUGUUAUUGGUGUUGUCUUCGCUUUCCAGAAGGUUUGGAGCCGAUCAAGGAACACCCUGAAUAUGCUAGACGGUGUGUAUCAUACGACAUUGGCCAGGUCUUUUGCAUCUCCACCUCGAUCCUCUCCUGCACCAGAACCUAGAACCAAUGGCCACGUGGAAGACGAACCUUUGUACGCCACUCCUGAUGAAGACAAGAUGACCAAUACUAGGAAUGCUUCAAGGAAUUACCUCCGACGAGCACACAUCGCUUCUUAUAAUUUUGAUGAGUCUCCCAUUAAAUUUGCUCCGCCGAUGGAGUUCCGGAACUCAUGCUACAGUUGUCCAGGAAGCUUGGACUCUUCCACCGCAGAGGACGAAGCGUCGUACAUCCGCAACUCGUAUGAAGGAGAGUAUAGUGAUAUCUCGUCGAUCUCGGGAUCAAACGUGUACGAGAACAAGAAUGUGGUCCAUCUUGGAGCCUCCGAAAAACAAAGUGCUUACUACAAGUCAAAGACACUCAACCUGGAUGAUCUUCAGACUGCACAAUAGUUUGAUGAUUUCUCUCCCACUGCUGAUGAUUGUCUUAAAGUGUCACGGAGCUCCAACAUAUCCAAGGAACUCUAACACAUAGUGAAACUUUGGUCAUAUGGUCUGUGCUUACUAUAUGGUUACCCUUGGUACAUAAUACCAUUCAAAAGAAUACUCAGACUGUGUUUUAUUAACUUUUGUGAGAUAAUUGCGAUUUUCAUUCAAUCUUUAUUGCAAUUAAGAUUGCGGAAACCAUUAUUUGUUUUCAUACCUUUAAUGUUGUGAUAUGAAUGUUGUAAGGUAUUUUACAAAAUGUAUAGUUCAUACAGUAUCGUUAGACUACAUACCAAAGCACUGUAUACUCGGCAAGGACAAAUGACCUUUGUAAGAUAGUACUUGCGCUGGCUCUAUUUAAAAGGGUUGUGGCACAUUGACUUUAAAGAGGGAGCGAACUGUGUGGUGUCUCUCAUUCACUGUGUGUUAUAAAUAGCUAGUCUUAAAAUAUACGUUUUGAGAUAACUAUUGAUAAUACAGAGAAAUACAGAGAAUAAAUUAGCUAGUGAAUCGGUGUGAUAUCGUUCCAAUGGGCCUAAAUGACAAGACUACACUGCUCAAAAUGUUGCAUUAUGGGUUAGCAACCUGGCCAGAUUUGAGUAGUUAAAGACUUGAGGAGGCUACUGGUUCGUGUCUGCUUUAAAAGAACUGAACCCACUUAGAAGGUGAUUGUCAAAUUAAGAAAUCUAUUCAGAGCUGCGGAGUCUCAGGACUUUGUAAAAUUGGAAACCGGUUUUGCAGGCUGUAGAAAAAUAAUAACCAUCUUAAAAUUGGAAGCGAUGCUUCAUCGAGAGGUAAUAAUUCACCAUUCUUGAUUCCAACUUUUUAAUCCAAAUUAACACCUCUUUUGUUUAAUUCAGCGCCCAUGAUAACUAUAUUUAGUUGCCAGCUUAUAUUCAUUACUCUUAUAAUAUCGUAGCAAUCUAUUUUCAUAUUAUUUAAGCAAUAGUUGUAGGCCCGUUCAUGAUGCAUAUACAUAACUAUGUCAUCGCGGUGAAAACCCUUUAAUCACUUGGUAGUUUGUAUAUAGUAAUUACGAAAAAAAAUCAAUUAUAAAGCGUAGUUUAUCUCGUUACCUAUCACAAAAAACAUUGUCUGGUACCUCACCUCGCCUGGGUUGAGUGCUGUACAGUUUGGACGAAUUUCCUGCUUAUCAUAAUGAAAGUAAUGUGCGAUCGUAUGGAAAGCCGUUUACAUUUAUUCACAUUUUCUGAUAUCAAGAAAUCGAAUUCUUGAUAUCAGAAAAUGUGAAUAAAUGUUAAAACGGCUCAAGAAUUGAAUUCUUGAUAUCAAGAAAUCGAAUUCUUGAUAUCGGAAAAUGUGAAUAAAUGUUAAAACGGCUUGUCAUACGAUCGUGAUGAUCUGUUUCAAAAGUGAGGGUCAGAGCCACCAGACACAAGACUCUUGUAUGCAAUUCAUGAUUACGUAAUUUUUCAUGUAAUCAUGAUAUUGUAUCAUAAUGCCGUAGUAGGUGUACGUCACCGUAAUAUAAGUACGAUGUAUUGUAUCGAACGUCUUGGUUGGUAUUACCUUUCAUGUCCUUAGAAUAUUUGAAUGGUAAUGCUACCUUAAUAUAUAAUUUAUCAACGAUUAUCCAGCAAGGUUACUAAGAAAAAAAUAUAUAUAACUUCCCAGUUAUUCUUAAGCAUUUAUCUGAAUUAUUGUUCGAUAUGCAAAUAGACACUACUUGUUUUAGAUCGACGAGCACAUUUUACUAUCCAAGUAUGGUGACAAAAUCCAAAUUGUAAUUCUUUUUACGGUCAAUGGCAAGUGGAAAACGAAAUUUGAUUAAUAAUAAUGUGAAGAAAAAAAAUCGAGGAGGCACGUUUUUUAUAAUCCAUCAAUAAAAUAUGGUA
Molecule: messenger RNA, 4175 nt
Organism: Lytechinus pictus (painted urchin)
Lineage: Eukaryota; Metazoa; Echinodermata; Echinoidea; Temnopleuroida; Toxopneustidae
Exons: 1
Coding region: 1-2286 (761 amino acids)
Source: RefSeq, a predicted model, not a curated record